Messenger RNA from Lytechinus variegatus (green sea urchin), 978 nucleotides. RefSeq lists its product as uncharacterized. Gene Ontology annotation, cellular component: membrane. The coding region runs from base 1 to 978 and encodes 325 amino acids. The record is from RefSeq and is a predicted model, not a curated record. Lineage: Eukaryota; Metazoa; Echinodermata; Echinoidea; Temnopleuroida; Toxopneustidae. Gene Ontology annotation, biological process: netrin-activated signaling pathway. Gene Ontology annotation, molecular function: netrin receptor activity. The transcript is spliced from 6 exons.
AUGAAGCAGGCAAUCUACCAAUCAACUAUGCAAAGGAUGAACUUAUUACCUUCUUUGGAUGCUGUACAGUCUACUAGAGAUCGGCUAUCCAACUCUACCGAUGCCUCUGUCAAAGUCAACAGCAAUUCCAGUCAAGAAAUCAAUCUAGAAGGCCAUGAAAUAUCAAUGUACCUUCCUCCUGGAGCGGUUCUAUCUGAUGACUCUUGUCAGAUCACCCUAUCCAUCAUAAGAGACAAUCCCGGUGUCAUCACUGAAGGUGAAUCAAUGACCUGCUAUGGGAUCAGGUGUGACCCUCAACCCUUGAUCUUCAACCAACCUGUUACGAUCACUAUACCACACUCUUCCUUGGUCGUCCAUCCAGAGCAAGUAAAACCAGACAUCGUUUGUCGUGUGUGGGACUCUAUCAAGGAUCUACCGAAAACUCUAAGGAAGCAAUCAUCCAACUCACCAGAAACACCACCAUACUGCAGACUUUACGAAAGACAUCUUGAGCUGUACAUCAGCCACUGUGCAGAGUGGUGGGUUCUGAUUCCACUCGAACAACAGGUGAUUCGACAGCGGAUAAUGUGUACUCCAUACGUCCCAGACAGGAUCGAAAGAGGACAAGAGCUUGCAGUUAAUCUUCAGUUGUGUAACGACCUACCUGGAAACGAAGCGGCAACACAAGAGGAGUCGAGACAACAAUCUUACCACAGAUGUCAUCGCUCGGUCCCUUUCAAUGUUGAAACAAAGGCUGGUGACGUCACAAUCACGUGCCAUCGUGAGGGAGGAGAAAUUGAGAGCCAGAUCGUUUCUCUUAGGGACCUUCUAGCCAAGAUAAACCAAUGUAUAUCAAUAUACGUUCCACCCAGUGAGGACGAUCUAAACUUUGCAGUGAUUACCAUAACGAUUACACAGGCUGGGAAGCUUGGAAUAUCACGAUUUAUUGCCUUUGUCAUCAGAUAUACAGGUAGAAUUUCAUGCUUGAUAAUUCAAUGA